Molecule: messenger RNA, 3208 nt
Organism: Scophthalmus maximus (turbot)
Lineage: Eukaryota; Metazoa; Chordata; Actinopteri; Pleuronectiformes; Scophthalmidae
Product: mitoferrin-2
Exons: 4
Coding region: 151-1362 (403 amino acids)
Biological process (GO): iron import into the mitochondrion
Cellular component (GO): mitochondrial membrane
Molecular function (GO): ferrous iron transmembrane transporter activity
Source: RefSeq, a predicted model, not a curated record
CUCUCCCGGAUGUUGCCUGGCUGCCGCCGUGCAGGAGCAGCGACCCGCGCGAAAUCCGGGAAGACACCAUCAUCCACAGGCGGGUCGCCAGAGUCCCCGCAUUGACCAUACUCCAGGGACUUAACUUUUUUUUUGUUGUUGAUCAUUUGAAUGGAAGCGGACGGCUUCGUGUCCCGGCGAACGUCCGCGGAGAGACCUGGCGUCGACAGCCGGGUCGCGGCGGGCGCUGCAGCCGAGGCAGAGUUCCGAUGGCUGGGCGGCAGGCUGCUGGACGCCACCGGCGGAUUUGUCGGUUCUCUGUCGCCGAGAUUGCCGGGGGAACAGGACUUCGCCCCGGUGUUGCAUCGAGCGGCGCCGACCCCGACCUCCGCGGAGCCGGACAUAGAUUAUGAAGGACUACCUCAGGGAGCGACCACCGGCACACACAUGCUGGCUGGAGCCGUGGCUGGCAUCAUGGAGCACUGCCUCAUGUACCCCGUCGACUGUGUCAAGACCCGCAUGCAGAGCCUCCACCCGGAACCCGGGGCGCGCUACAGGAACGUGAUGGACGCCCUGCGGCAGAUCGUGCGGACCGAGGGCCUGUGGCGGCCGAUCCGCGGCGUGAACGUGCUGGCGGUGGGCGCGGGCCCCGCCCACGCCCUCUACUUCGCCUGCUACGAGAAGAUCAAGUUCCGACUCAGCGACGCCAUUCACCCCGGCGCCAACAGCCACUUUGCUAACGGAAUGGCGGGCUGCAUGGCCACGGUGCUGCACGACGCCAUCAUGAACCCAGCCGAAGUUGUGAAACAGCGAAUGCAGAUGUUCAACUCGCCGUACCGCAGCGUGUUGGACUGUGUAGGCUCGCUGCGGAGGCGCGAGGGCCCGGCCGCCUUCUACCGCAGCUACACCACGCAGCUGACCAUGAACGUGCCCUUCCAGGCGCUCCACUUCAUGACCUACGAGUACCUCCAGGAGCUCCUCAACCCCCACAGACAGUACAACCCCUCGUCCCAUGUGGUGUCGGGCGCGCUGGCCGGAGCACUGGCCGCCGCUGCCACCACUCCCCUCGACGUCUGCAAGACCCUGCUCAACACGCAGGAGGCUCAGGCCAUUCACGUGAUCCAGGCCGAGGCAGCGACGGCAGGCGGAGCAGCCGCCGCCGCGGCCCCCGUCAGCCGCCACAUUUCUGGUCUGGGCGAAGCGUUUCGGACUGUGUACAGGAUGGGAGGCGUGCCGGCCUUUUUCAAGGGUGUCCAAGCCCGGAUCAUCUACCAGAUGCCCUCCACGGCCAUCAGCUGGUCGGUGUAUGAGUUCUUCAAAUACAUCAUCACCAAGCGGCAGCACGAGAGACGGCUGCGCGGAGACCGCGACGGGGACAAAUGAAUGUUUGAUAGCCGGUGUCGGUUUCUUCUUAACACGUGAAGGUUUGGGGGAAAACAACUACAGAAUUUAAAGGUCGAAAAGUUGACGUUUAUCUAGUUUACUGAGUUUGAUCCAGUUAAUAGCAGGUGAAGACACGAACAGAUGUGGGGUUCACAUUACCCGUCCUUAAGAAGAACGCCUGGUCCCGCCCCCAUUCAAAUCUGAUUCCACUCCCUGCUCUUGCUUCCACAAGGCAAAUAAUCUGUGGAGAAUAACGGUAAAAGUAAAAAGUUGAAUUCGUCCGUUUGAGUUUUCACCGACAGUGCAGACACUGUUUUUUUGUUUCGAUCCUUUCCAGAACUCCAACACUGGAUUCCACAAAAACAACGCGGAGGUAGAAGUUUUUACAUUUUUGUUUGCAGGUGUUUUUACGUUCACUGCCGACGAUUUGUUCAAAUUGUAGCAUCAGUCCACCGUGUCGGAGCGCGGAGCCUAAACUAAUACUUAACAUCUGUACUGUACACAGUGGGUUACCGCAAGUAUUCCCUCUGACCACAGGGGGGCGCUCACCUCAACCCCCUGUACUCAUCCUGUGUUGCAUUAUACCUCUGAGCUCGGAAGAAGUCGGGGUGGUGGGGGUUUUUGCAAUUUCCCACUCGGAUGGGCGGUAAUUUCGAGUUCCGAGAUUGUAAUGGAAACGCAGGGGAAACAAAUGGAUGUUACUGAAUCUGCCAUUUUGUUUUUAGCAAGGGUACUUAGGGAAAAACUCUACUCAGAACAAGGAUCAUAAAGAAAAUGUAAAAAGAGGACUUGAUUUGAAUGAAACAAAAAAAUAUUAAUUCUCAAUUCCCCACAAACAAACACACACACACACACACACACUCAGCCUAGAGAUUAUAUUUUGCGUGUUACGCGGCCGUAGGAGUGAAACCACAGCCAGACUCUGCCGUGUUCUUCUUCAAAAAAGGAAAACACACAAAGUCCUCAGAUUCAAUGAUAACUUGAAUCUGAAUCUUGCUUUGCCAUCCACACUUUUUUUGUUGUUGUUUGGGUCGCAGCGCAAAAAAAAAUUAGCUUUGAACGCAACGUCAAGGAGCGUUUUUUUCCGUAGUGCUCUCAGACGUAAUGAAAAAUGUAUUAUGAUAUUGAUUUCUUUGUUUUCCGCACGACAGCGUAGCACUUAAUACGUCUAUCAUUGUAGGGAAGAAAAAAAAAGAAGUAAAUGUUGACAUAGUUACGGAGGCUAGAGAAUCUACGACACGCCUUCUGUUAGCCGCCCUGCAUCUAACGCACAACUGCUACAAGCGGAUGAUCAGUUACAGAGAUGAUAUUGUGUUUUGAAGCCAUAAAUCAGGAUAUGAUAUAAUGUACCUAAUAUAUAUAAAUAUAAAUAUGGGUAAAUAUAGAUGAACUCUAACCAGUUAUGUAUUGGAGCCGACUUGUUUCAAGACUGUUGUCAAAAAAAAAAAAAAAAGAAAGGAAGAAAAAAUGAGCAGGUUUUUGAAGAACGCACAUAAAAUCCUCAUCUGGAUGGAAACCAAAAGGAAAACCUGGAUUAUGACCUGGAUUCAAUUCACACGCGCCAUGUUGGGUGUGUUUCUUGGGGGGGGAUAAAACAAGUAUUUUAUUUUAAAUGAUAUUGUGGAGUGGUCCUCAUGUUAAUCCAAGUUUCAACAUUGGAUGAAACCAAAGGACCGAGGGCAGACAGACAGACGGGGGGGGGGGGGGGGUUGUUGUCGGAGGACAAUGUGAAAAUGCUUGAACACCUGUAUUUUGUGAAUUGUAAAUAAAAGUGGCUACGGCAGCUCCUCGCAGAAGCAGGGUCUUCUCUUGGUGCUGGCUCAUCAAGCGCUGACACAAUUUCAAA